GUACAUGAAUAUGAAAUAGUAGUUGUACGUGUAUUAAACUGUAUUUAUUGAAACAAAUAAACUUGUGAUAAAUUUAAUCGUCUAUGAACAAUCAGUUCUAUGUGUAUUAUCACCUGUUCAAUUUUAAUAAUGAUACCAUUUUAUAAGUUUUAAUUCAUUAUUCCAAUUUGAAUGAAAAUAAUGAUAAUGAUAAUAUUGACAACAAGAAAAAUACAAAAAAUUAAUGAUAUCUAUUCCUGAAAUUCUGAAUAUUUUAAAGUCCUGAAUUGUUUAAUUCACAUAUGAACUAAAAUGUAAUUAUGAGUUGUGCAAAAAUUGGUAUACAAGAAUACAUUCUAACAAAAUCUUAUACACCAAUGAAUAAAAUUUCAACAGAUGUCGAUAGUUCAUGUACAAAAAUUAUUCCUGAUAUAUCAGAAAACAGAAAAAGGGAAAAGGUGAUAGAUAUGAAACUUCUACCAGAAUUCAAUGAAAAAGAUGUUGAAUCAGAUUAUAUCAAUACAAAUAAUCCCAAUUUGUUUCAGUGCAAGUGUACUCAAUCACCAUGUAGAUGUUAUUUAAAUAAAGUGGGAACUUCAAUGGACAAUGUAUCUCCAAAAGAUUUAGAUUCAAGCCUUGAUGACUCGAGAAAUAAAGAUAAUUUCACUUCAAUUACUUUAGCGGAUUAUUUCGAUGCAUUAACAAAACAACCAAAAUCAUUUCGUGGAACGUCUUACAGCCUAUUACCACGUGAAAUUAUCAGUCAUUAUCAAAUGCCCAGGAAUCAAUCACAUUUAUCAACAUCUUCUAUAUCUACAUCAUUGAAGCAACAAUUUGACGCUGAUCACAAUAAUAAAUCAGCCAAUGAACAAAUAAAUAAUAAUAAUAAUAAUAAUAAUAAUAAUAAUAAUAGGAUUUCAAAUUACAGUAGUAGUACCAGUAACAAUGAUACUAAUGAACCAUCAUUUCCAGUGGAUUACUUUAACUAUCUAAAGAAGAGACGUGAGUUUCUUACUGAUCGAUUGUUAAGUCGAUAUACUGAAUUAAUAAAUUUAUUAAAUGAAGAAUUGGGAUACCAAAAACAUAUGCGUCACAACAUAAACAUGAAGUUGUAAAAAGAUGGCGAAGUGAAGGUGAGUAUGAUAAAAAAAAGAACAAAAUGGGGCAGAAGUUAGUGUAUGAAAGUGAAAGAACAGUAAUAGUGGUCGAAUCAGUUCAGUUAAGAAAAAUACAAUCAAAAAGAAUUUUUUCAGUUAAAGAAGUUACUCUCACUUAUAAAGAAAGUAAACGAAGGUUACAGAGAGAUCACCACGGGUUUAUACUUUGAGUUAUGUCUGGUAACGUCUCAAGACACUGUGUGACACCAUCUCUAAGACUUCAACCACAGAAUUGUGAACGACCAACAGAGGUCAGUUCUGUACAGCUUACCGUCAUACAAACACAUCAUAUCAUACACUGACCAACUCUCCGCUUUUCCAACCAGUUCUAGCGUCUGUAAAUAAAGCACGAUGUGGAAUUCUCUGGAACGACAUUCGUAUUAUAUGUACAACACACCGAAGUCGGUGUUUUGAAACGGUGUCACCGAAUGAAUUAUUAUCGCUUUGGCCGAACACAUCUUGUCGAACCACUGGAUUAGUAACAUAGUAUUGUAAUUUAAUGUCAGCAAUCCUUUCGAGACAACGAUGAUCAAACACAGAGAGUUGUCUGAUAUUCUCAACUAGGAGAGCAUGGAGCGAAACUACUCUCAUCGAUGCGUUGUAGAUCUGACCGUUUUCAACCGGAGUAACAUCACGAAGGAGCCAAAGAUAGCCCAGAUUGACAUAAGCCAUUCUGGCUUUCACUAUGCAUGAAUUGAUCUCAUCACACACGCCACCAUCAACACUUAAACAGCUACUCAGAUACACGGACUCUUCAACUACUCCCAUCUUCUGGCUACUACGAGUGAGUGGAAGCACAAGAUCUUUCCAGUCUUAUAAAAUUAGUUUUUACUUAGAAGGUGCAAAGCACAUGUCAUACCUACGGACAGUAAUUGUCAACUGUUUGAAUGGGUAUUGCAUGGCUUGUGUAUCAUCGCGCAGGAAACUAAAUUAUGCUCACUUCAAUCUCGUUGUAAUCUGACAGACUUUUAUUUUAGCAAGACGGAAAUAUUAAAAUAUAAUGAUUUUAUGUAAUAUACCUAAUCUACCACAAAUGUUUCAUGUAAGAAAAGAUUGACUAAUUUUGUGAGGCGCUUAUAAUUUCCACCUGAGGUAUUCCGUUCAAAUAUCAACCCUAUCAUGACCACGCCCUCAGAAUACAUGAUAUUAAUACUUUUCAACAUACCUAGAGUUGACUGGAUAUCCACCAGCAAAUUAUUUACAGCAUACACAUGCUUAUUAUGAAGCAUUGGAAGCAUUCAAAAAAAUACAUGGGGAUGAUUUAUCCGAUCAGAUUUAUGAUAUGAUCACGAAUAAUGAUUCGGGUUUGCGGCUAAAAAAUAAAGGUAAAUAGAAGAAUUAAUAAUUUUUUGUCAUCGUAGCCACUCUCCCUCCCUCUCUCUCCCUGUAUAUACAUAUUGUUUGAAGUUAACUGACAUCGGUACUGAUUAUCAAUAAAUUUUAGACAGAUACAGACACAUUCAUACUAGAUGAAAUAAACUUUAUGAAUCUUACCUAUCGUCAGUUAUAAUGUUGUCGACUGACUAAAACCUCCGUGAAUUUAUCUAGAAGCUAACUACAAGUAGAUAUAUUGUUAUUGUUUGAUAAGCCUUUUUCUGAUGACAAUAGUUUGUUUGGAUGGCUAUUAUCAUGGACAACGGUUCAAUAUACCCUAGUUUUCACCGAAUGUCCAGCUGAUAUCAUCUUCACUACUGAACUACUCUCACAACAAUCCAUUUAGUCAAACAUUAAGUCGUUCUAUAACAAUACUAAAAUAGUAAUACUAUAUUUUUCGUAUCUCAUGAGUAGAAAACUGGAUUUCUAAAAUUUGACACGGUUCAGUUAAAGUAACUGCAAAAAUGAUUUAACAUGUCUAUCUUGCUAUCAUAAUCGUUAAUGAAUGCACCCAAUGUUGAUGGCGUUUUUACUUAUUUAUGUAUAUUCAUAUAUUGAAAAGUACAAAAAACAAUGGGAGUAAAGCAUACCAUUUUAUUUAUUCACUACAUAACACGUGAUCGACAAAAUUGAUUGUUUAUAUUGGUCGUUAUCCACUACAGUCAAUUUAUAACAAUGUAAGAUAUAGAGGUUCGUUUCUUUUCAUGAAGGGGUAUCAUGAAGUAAAUAAAAGUACGUAAAACAUUCUGAUCAUAUGAUUGCCCUUCAUAUUUUCUACGAAAAUAACUUUUAUUGUUCAUAAAACGAAUAAUGUCAAACUUUUUAAUAUGCCAAAAAUGGUCUAUUAUAUAAGAAUAUGCUUGUUGGUGAACUGUGAUUCUAAUCAAAAUGAACACAUUAGUGACAGAGAAAUGAGAUAACUGCAAAGUAAUUGUGAUUAUGAACUGAUAUCAUCUGUAUAGACUUCGGAAAUCAGGGUAGAAUAUAAAGUUGAUCCGUUCUGAUUUCAACGUUUGAGGACGAUGAACCCAUAACUCCAUAUAGGAUCUUAUUCGGAACAGUCACAUUCGACGAUCACAUAAAGUAACCAACGGUGUCUAUUUUGGUCAGUUUCCCCUUAUACUUUCGUAAAUAAAUAGUGUAUUAUAUAUGUUAGUCAUGUAUCUUGAUGAUAAAUUGAAUGUUAAAAAAUGGUUAAAUAAUCUAGGAAACCGUUCGUCUAACAUAACCUUUUCAUGGAUUUUAGUUCAUUUACAGUAAUUGGAAUCUUUCCACCUGAGUAACAACAGUAUUGUCAUAACAUAAACAUCGGUUUGAAUGGAAGAAUAUAAUGCCUCAAUUAACGGACGUUUCUAUUACAUUCAUUUGCAAGAUAUAUCUUUCUGCUACAAUUAUAGACCUAUUCGAUCAAUUGUGAUAUAUCUAAAUUAUUUUACAUUACACAGUUUAAAAUAGGACUUCAGAACAUUUAAGGAAUUAAUAUAAUUCCUAUAUCAUCUGAGAUCACUACAAGACAUUUUAACCUAAGUUUCGUAAAAAAAUUAAUUUAUUUUGUUAGACCGUUCAACUAACUGAAGAUCCUUAAUCGGACAGGAUCUUUUCUUUUUCCUGUUAUAAUCAACGUCACCACACAUACUACUAAAUCUCGAUUAUUUAUGCAUCCAUUACAGUUUGUUAAUAGAUUGUAAAUUUUAUUGAGAUUUUCGGAAAUUCAAGUUUUUAUUGGGCUUGGAAACAUCAUUCGUUUAGACUAUUACAAAAUGACAACAUAAUAAAUGAAAUUAGGCAAAUUUAUCCUUAAGAAUCUAUCAUCAGUUUUCACGAUUAAUGGUAAAUGUAAUAAUCGCAAAUUGGUUUUAUUGGAUUCUAUCUUAGAUGACUUAUCAAAUUGUUCACAGAUAAUUUUUAACAUGAAAUGGUUUCAUUUGGAGGAUCUUGGAAACUGAGAGAUCAUUAGACAAUAAGUCAGUCCAUGUUUGUAACCAUUCAUGACUAUCCGCACUCUAUAGCAUAUAGGAUGGAACCUAGAACUUACAAACUUCGAGGGAGUCUCAAUACAAAUUGACCAUCUAGCGAAAAUCCAAUUGUUCAUAAUUUUCAGCUCCAUUCAGUUGAUGACACAGUAUGAUUCAUACUCAAUUUUGUCUAUGGAUUAGUCUUUUUUUUCCUUUUAAAAUAGAAUUUCGUAAAUCCGUCCAACUAAAUAUUAAACUAAAAGUAAAAUUUUGUUCAAUAUUCUAACCAGUAAGUGGCAUUUAUUAUGUUGAUAAAUAUAACUAUUCCAAAGAAAAUGGUUAUUGCUUCAUGAUAAUUAUGAACAUACCGAGUUUUGUGUUUCCUUUUUAAAACAUAACAAUAGGAUUAUUUAAGUUUUUUUUUAUUUUUUUUAUUGAACAAUUAUCGUAUUAAAGUGGCACAAAGUUAAAUAGCAUUUGUAACUUUGAUUAUAGAAGCCUUUCAUUAAAGAUAAAAAUCUUAGUUACUUUUAACAAGUCAUAAUUGUAAUAUUCAUAAAUCUUCUGACUGAAUGCUUGAACCAGUUUCCUCUUCUAAUAACCCCAGAAUAAAUCUACACGACAACUUGAACUCGAGAGAAAAGGCCCGAAAUUUGGUAAGAACGCUUAACACUAAGAUUAGCUUGUGUACAGAAAGUCGAGGGUAUUUAUAGUAUUUCAGAUGGCCUUGGGUCUCUGGAAGAUUCUGGAACCCUUCCGAAGAUAGUAACAGGGUAUGUAUUCAUCCAAUCGGGAAUGUGACACGUGACUCUUCAUUUUUAGGUAUUUUUGCGAAGCUUCUAUCGAAUGCUGAUUGGAUAAAAUGUUUCCCAGCGUUUUCAGGGCCCAUCUGGGCUUUUGUUGAGGAAUAUUCUGGAUCUACCCAACAAAUAUCUCAUUUACAUAAUGCGUUACUGAUAUAUUUUAAAACUAAAACUUUCAACUAACCGCACACAUUGGUCUUUCAAAACUGUGGUAAAAGGAAAUCUCCAACUGAAUUUCAGAAAGAAUACUAUUUCUACUUGACAGCGAUUAUCACUUUAUUUAAUACAUGUCUCAUUUCAGUACCUGGCCACUAUUUCUCUUCACCUCCAAAUGUCUACGAUCAGUCUCACUUCGAUAGUAUUUCUUUCAGCACAAAAUCUAUUUAAUGCAUAAAUCACUAUAAACAUUCAUAAUUUCUCCAAACGACAGACG
Messenger RNA from Schistosoma haematobium, 5701 nucleotides. RefSeq lists its product as uncharacterized. The record is from RefSeq and is a predicted model, not a curated record. NCBI's taxonomy places the organism in Eukaryota, Metazoa, Platyhelminthes, Trematoda, Strigeidida, Schistosomatidae. The transcript is spliced from 4 exons. The coding region runs from base 300 to 1094 and encodes 264 amino acids.